Drosophila rhopaloa is the source of this 2992-nucleotide messenger RNA. Its product is annotated as small G protein signaling modulator 3 homolog. The record is from RefSeq and is a predicted model, not a curated record. Gene Ontology annotation, molecular function: protein binding. Bases 159 to 2573 code for a protein of 804 amino acids. NCBI's taxonomy places the organism in Eukaryota, Metazoa, Arthropoda, Insecta, Diptera, Drosophilidae. The transcript is spliced from 3 exons.
UCGCCUAUCGAACAGCUGACAGUGAAACUUUGGUAGCCAAUUGGAAACAAUGCAGGGCGAAAAUUAAAAUUAGGCUUAACACACCAACAAAAGACACUUGCGAUACACUUUGGCUGAAUGCUCGACCAGGACACGGCAGGAAACUAGGCAAUCCCAGCAUGGACAUGGCCAGGAGCAUCUUUGGCCGCGAUCAUGAGGGUUACGUGGGCCGUGAAGAGCAUACGCGCAAACUGCAGAACUUGGGCUCGGAAGACGAUCUUGGUGAGCUGCCGCCCAUGAUGGAGGCACUAAGUGUUGUGGAUGGACUGCGGCCAAAUCCGGGGGGACCCUUCUCGGCCCUAACUGCCUCAAUGUGGCCCCAAGAAAUACUAGCCAAACUGGGCGGUGGCGCAGAGCUGGCCUCGGGUCCAAACGACCAGCCAGAGUACCGCUUCGAUGAGUUCGGCUUCCGGGUAGAGGAGGAGGACGGACCGGAGCAAAGCUCAAACAAACUGCUCAGCAUCCCGUUCGUGGAAGACGACCAGCAGCGGCUGCAGUGGAUCGCGCACCUGGAAUUCUCGCACAACAAGGAAGCCACAGAGUUGAGUUGGGAGCAUGUGGAUGUUUUGCUCCCACGCACCGAAAAACUGCGCAACAUGGUCCGCCAGGGUAUCCCCCACACCCUCCGAGCCCAGAUGUGGAUGCGCCUGUCUGGUGCGAUGGCCAAAAAGCAGAAGAGCGAGACCAGCUAUCAUGAUAUAGUCAAGGCCUCUAGCAAUGACCAGUUAAUGACUUCAAAGCAAAUCGAAAAGGACCUACUUCGUAUUCUGCCCACAAAUGCCUGCUUCAGCAAUCCGAACGGAACGGGCAUACCCCGCCUACGCCGCAUCCUGAGGGGCAUCGCGUGGCUCUUUCCGGAUAUUGGCUAUUGCCAAGGCACUGGCGUGAUCGUGGCCUGCCUGCUGCUCUUCAUGGAGGAGGAGAAUGCCUUUUGGAUGAUGGCCACCAUUGUAGAGGACCUCCUGCCAGCCUCCUACUACAGUUCCACGCUGCUAGGCAUACAGGCGGAUCAGCGCGUGAUGCAAACGCUCAUAGCCAAUUACCUGAGCAGUGUGGACGAGUCGUUGCGGAAGCACGACAUCGAGUUGUCGCUGAUUACGCUACACUGGUUCCUUACCCUGUUUGCUAACGUGGUGCAUAUGAAGAUUCUGGUGCGAAUCUGGGACUGGUUCUUCUACGAGGGAUCCAUUGUGCUCUUUCAACUGACGCUGGGCAUGCUCAAAGUGAAGGAACAGGAUUUAAAGCACCUCGAAAACUCCGCUCAGAUCUUCAACUCACUUUCGGACAUUCCUGGCGAGGUCACCGACGUCGAAGUGCUCUUCCGCCAAGCCCUGGAGGUGGGCGGAUCCCUUAGCCAGACGGUAAUCGACACCCAUCGUCGUCGGCACCUGGCGUACCUUAUGGCGGAUCAAGGCCACCAGAUAGGUAACCCGGAGGCUGCACCCAAUCUUCCUAAGCAGCAACUAGCCCGACGACAGGUACGCAAGAGCAAGUCUAUCUUGGAGGCCUUUCUCUUUCGCGGCGACGCCAGCGAAGGGGAUCAGUUGAAGAACAAGAACAUUCGCCAAACCGAAAUCUUGGUGGACCUAAGGGAAGCUAUACUUAAAGUGGGUCGCCACUUCAUAACCAUUGAGCCAAAGCUUUCCGGCCACAUACAGCUGACUGCCAACUACAGCACCGAGUCGCAUGCCAAGGACCAUGAGAACUUUAUCAACGUAGCCAGAACACGGAAGCGUCGGGCCAAAGCCUUGCACGAUUUCGAGCGGCACGACGACGAUGAGUUGGGCUUUCGGCGUAAUGACAUUAUCACGAUCAUCAGCCAGAAAGACGAACACUGCUGGGUGGGUGAACUCAACGGCCUGCGCGGCUGGUUUCCGGCCAAGUUCGUGGAGCUGUUGGACGAGCGGAGCAAGCUGUACACCUCGGCGGGGGACGAUGCCAUCUCGGAGACGGUGACGGACCUAGUGCGUGGCACUUUGGCGCCGGCCAUCAAGGCCUUUCUGGAGCACGGCAUGAAGAGGCCCACGUUCCUGGGCGGACCAAUCCACCCAUGGCUGUACAUUGAAGAGGCGGCCACACGGGAGGUGGAGAAGGACUUCGAGUCGGUGUACAGCCGCCUGGUGCUUUGCAAAACGUAUCGCCUUGAUGAGGAUGGCAAGGUGCUUACGCCCGAGGAACUGCUUUACCGCUGCGUCCAGGCCAUCAAUCAGACGCAUGACGAUGCCCAUGCCCAGAUGGACGUAAAGCUGCGCUCCCUCAUCUGCCUGGGUCUAAAUGAGCAAGUGCUGCAUCUGUGGCUGGAAGUGCUGUGCGCCUGCCAGGAGGUCGUACAAAAGUGGUACCAUUCGUGGAGUUUUAUCGACUCACCCGGCUGGGUACAGAUCAAGUGCGAGCUGCGCAUACUGUCGCAGUUCGCCUUCAACCUGAAUCCCGACUGGGAGCUGCCCCCAAAGCGCGGCAAAGAGUCUCAGCCACUUAAGGACGGAGUGAGGGACAUGCUGGUGAAGCACCACCUCUUUUCGUGGGAUCUGUGAGGCCCGUUCCUCCUUUGUAUAGAAUUCCACAUUCGUUUGCAAUCGGCAGCUUAUCCAAUAUCUCAUUCGCCUCGUUUCAAUCAUUUCCAUGUGCAAUCGCAAUCGUUUGAAUCAAUCGCUUUUUAAGUACUUCUUUGUUGUCGUACGCCUAACUUAAGUGCUUUAUCAUAACGAUCUUUAGCUGUAACUAUGACUUUUAAUUCGCCCUAUGUAUAGCUCGAGCCGUUUGUUUACUUAUCGUCCAUCCAUUAUUAUAAAUCCUAGACCACACACCACUCUACUAAAUUACAAAUGUAACGUACCUUUAAAUUGAAAUCAAAUCUUAUAAAGUACAUACAUAUUUAUUACUAUAUACACAUAGAUGUUUAACUGUCUAAAUGCAUUUCAUUAAAGUUUAAUAUAUAUAUUUAAACUGUACA